This is a messenger RNA of Andrographis paniculata, 1804 nucleotides long. Its product is annotated as cyclin-L1-1. Bases 205 to 1545 code for a protein of 446 amino acids. The transcript has 9 exons. Gene Ontology annotation, cellular component: nucleus. Lineage: Eukaryota; Viridiplantae; Streptophyta; Magnoliopsida; Lamiales; Acanthaceae. Gene Ontology annotation, molecular function: cyclin-dependent protein serine/threonine kinase regulator activity. The record is from RefSeq and is a predicted model, not a curated record. Gene Ontology annotation, biological process: regulation of transcription by RNA polymerase II.
GUCCUAACUUUAAAAUGCUGCCGACUGCUCGUCUCCGCCCUGCGUCUACACGCAUCAACUCAAAGUAAUCCGUACGGCGAUGGCGGACGACGGGAGGCUGGCGACGUAAACAGAGGCAGAAGAGAAAACCGUGUUCUAGGGUAGACAAGCCAAGCGGGUAAAUACAUUUUCGCUAGGUCUGUUCCUAUUGGUGGAAUACAAAACAUGAUUUAUACUGCAAUUGAUACAUUUUAUCUGACGGAUGAGCAGCUGAAGAACUCACCUUCUACCAAAGAUGGUAUUGAUGAAGCCACUGAAGCUACACUUCGAAUAUACGGCUGUGAUCUUAUACAGGAGAGUGGAAUACUGCUCAAAUUACCUCAAGCCGUCAUGGCCACCGGCCAGGUUCUAUUUCAUCGAUUCUACUGCAAGAAAUCAUUUGCACGAUUUAAUGUGAAGAGAGUUGCUGCCAGUUGUGUUUGGCUUGCUUCAAAACUCGAAGAGAGUCCUAGGAAAGCGAGGCAGGUUCUUAUUGUUUUUCACAGGAUGGAAUGUAGGAGGGAAAACUUGCCCAUAGAACAUUUGGAUACUUCUUCCAAGAGAUAUGUGGAUCUGAAGGCUGAUUUGAUCCGAACAGAACGACAUCUUUUGAAAGAGAUGGGCUUCAUAUGUCACGUUGAGCAUCCUCAUAAAUUUAUAUCUAAUUACCUUGCCACACUUGAAACACCACCAGAGCUCCGACAGGAAGCUUGGAACCUCGCAAAUGACAGUCUUCGCACAACUUUGUGCGUGAGGUUCAAGAGCGAGGUAGUGGCCUGUGGUGUUGUAUAUGCUGCUGCCCGUAGAUUCCAAGUGCCAUUACCCGAGAAUCCUCCGUGGUGGAAAGCAUUUGAUGCCGACAAAGCUGGAAUCAACGAGGUUUGCAAAGUUCUAGCCCAUCUGUACAGCCUUCCAAAGGCGCAAUAUGUACCCGUAUGUAAGGAAGGGGGUUCAUUUGCUACAUCCAAUCGAACCCCCGACCCAAAUCAAUCAGUUCCAAAGGACAACUCUGCCGCCGGAACAACUCCAAACGAAGAAGCUAAUACUGCAAAAGGGUCCUCAAAUCAGGAAGUCGGUAAGGAUGAACUCAUCAAGGCUGCUCUCGAUAAAUUGAAAGAGACAAAGAAAAGCGACGAUGAAUCUAGAGGCACGGUUGGUGGUGGCGAAUCGAGAGAAGAGGCAGAGACAAAAUUGGUAUCGGAUCAUAAAACUGAUACUAGUGGAGAAAGGACGAAAGAGAGGGAAAGGGAGAGAGAGACAGAAAGAGAGAGGGACAAAGAGAGACCGAGGAGCAGAGGGAGAGAAUCAGACAGGGAACGAGGAGGAGGAGGAGGACGGGAAGAUGGUGACAGGGACAGAGAUAAGGUUAAGGAUCGAGGACAUCGCUCCAGAGACAAAGGAAGAGAUUCAGGUCGGUUGGACAAGUCGAAGCGCCAUUCUUCUCGAGAUUGGGAUUACCACAGCUCUUCUUAUUCAUCAUCGAGAGAUAAAGAUCGCCGCAGCAGCAAACAUGUUUCUCGCCCUUGAAUGGGUCGGACCGGGAAGCUCGUCGCAAUGUGCCCAAGAGUGUUUGUUGCAGAUCUGUUGUUGUUCCUACCUACAAUCAUAGGGAUGGAUUGAUUUUUAAUGCCAUCAAUUGGAGGAGUGGCUUAUGAGGUAUAGCUGAUUUUUAAGUUGGAUGGAGUACGGAUUUAUCUUUAGUUUCUCAUUUUCAAUCGUACCAACUUGCUUGUGAAAAUUUUCUUACCAUUUAUUUAUUAUUGUGACGUGCAAAGUUUCAGCCUUA